This is a messenger RNA of Rhea pennata, 6590 nucleotides long. It is a transcript of the gene MAML1, whose product is annotated as mastermind like transcriptional coactivator 1. The coding region runs from base 53 to 3205 and encodes 1050 amino acids. Lineage: Eukaryota; Metazoa; Chordata; Aves; Rheiformes; Rheidae. Gene Ontology annotation, biological process: Notch signaling pathway; positive regulation of transcription of Notch receptor target. The transcript is spliced from 5 exons. The record is from RefSeq and is a predicted model, not a curated record. Gene Ontology annotation, cellular component: nucleoplasm; nuclear speck. Gene Ontology annotation, molecular function: transcription coactivator activity.
CCGAGGAGCCGGUGAGCGGCGGCGGCGGCGGCCCCCCCUUGCGCUCCGGUCCAUGGUGCUGCCCCCUUGCCCCAUGGCGGAGUUCGUGGUGCCGCGGCACAGCGCGGUGAUGGAGCGGCUCCGCCGGCGCAUCGAGCUCUGCCGGCGGCACCACAGCGCCUGCGAGUCCCGCUACCAGGCCGUGUCGCCGGAGCGCCUGGAGCUGGAGCGCCAGCAGACCUUCGCCCUGCACCAGCGCUGCCUGCAGGCCAAGGCCAAGCGGGCCGGCAAGCACCGGCAGCCGCCGCCCGCGCCGCCGCCGCCCGCGCCGCCGCCGCCCGCCGGCAGCGCCGAGAGGAGCGGCGCCAACGGGCUGGACGCCGAGGCGGCGGGCGGCGAGCCGCACGGCCGCAGCAGCACGCUCAUCGCGCAGCUCCAUGAGACUGUGAAAAGAAAGCUUGAUAGUGCUGCUUCCCCUCAGAAUGGAGACCAGCAGAAUGGCUAUGGUGACGUAUUUUCUGUGUCAAAGAAACUACGUCGUGAUGAUGGUCUUGGUGGAGUAAGUGGUUCUUCUAAUGGAAUACCCCCUGUGUCUCCACUGCAUCAUCUUGAUAAGAAAUCUUCCAGUGGCGAUACCUUACAACUAAAUGGAAAACAUUCGAUGGGACUAGAUGGCAUUAGCAAAAAGUGUCUUCCAGAUUCCAACCUGCAGAUGAAUGGAGGUGGUGAUGCUGAUGACUCUUUUCCUUUGAGUUUGAACAAAGAACUCAAGCAGGAGCCUGUAGAUGAUCUUCCCUGUAUGAUUGCUGGAGCAGGGGGUUCUAUUUCUCAGAACAACUUGAUGCCUGAUCUUAAUCUUAAUGAGCAAGAAUGGAAGGAGCUUAUUGAUGAGCUUAAUAGAUCAGUGCCUGAUGAAGACAUGAAGGAUCUUUUUAAUGAAGACUUUGAAGAGAAAAAGGAUGUGGAUUCUUCAAAUUCAGCUGCACAGACUCCAUUGCCACAAGAUAUUAACAUAAAGACUGAGUUUUCCCCAGCAGCCUUUGAACAGGAACAGAUGGGAUCUCCACAGGUUAGAUCCACUUCUUCAGGUUCAGCAUUCAUUGGUGCUGCUUCUGUACCUGUAAGUGCUGCUUCUCCAGCAGUUGGUAGUUCUCAGGCUAUGUUUCAGCCUUCCAGUCAGUCAAUGACUGAAAAUCCUAACCAGCCCAUGAUGCAGGCAUCAAACCACUCUCAGAAUGUCCAGAGGCCUCUCCCUAAUGUGUUGUUAUCUGGGAAGGGCACAGGAAGUGCCAAAGAAAUGUCCUCUGCUCAUCAACUUCAGCAGAUUGCUGCCAAGCAGAAGAGAGACCAGAUGUUACAGAACCAGCAACAAGCUUCACAAGUCCACCAAACUAAUCAGAUGUCUAGCUGGCAACAGUCUGGGCCUUCUCACAGUCCACUGGCUGUCCCAUAUACCAUGGAAAAUCCCACCAGUCCUUCAGUUUACCAGGCAGACUUCAACAAUCAGAAGCUCAUGAUGUCUAAUAUGGGAAAUAAAAGUUCACCAAGAGCUGGAGGCAAUUAUCAUGUGAGUAUGCUGGGUCAUCAGCAAAACAACUUGAACCAAAACCCUGUGAAUAGUCAAGGCUCUAUGCUAGACUAUGGAAACACCAAGCCUCUUUCACAUUACAAAGUGGAAUGUGAACAGGGAGUCACAGUACCUGCUCAGAACAAGACUUCCAUGUUGGCUUACAUACAACAACGCCAGCAGCCACCACUGCCUCAUGUGAACGAUGACCAAAAUGGAAUGAUCUUGCUGAAACCGAAGUCUGGAAACAUUACCUACCGACCUCUCUUGCCACACAGUCAGGAUCAAACCCCUUCUCCUAAUGUUCCUCGUGUUCCUGUUUCUGUCCCGGGCCCUGGCGUUGGUGCCCAGCCUCCCACAGUGUCCAUGGCAGGUAACCACAGCAGCGCGCCGUAUCUCAGCAAUCAGCAGCAAGCAGUAGUGAUGAAGCAACACCAAAUGCUGAUGGACCAGCAGAAGCAAAGGGAGCAGCAACAAAAGCACUUGCUCAUAGAGCAACAGAAGCAGCAAUUUCUAAUGGGGCAGAGACAGCAGCAUCUUCUAGCUGAGCAGGAGAAACAGCGGCACCAGCAAGAGCAACAACUGCAGAGGCACCUGACUCGACCACCUCCUCAGUAUCAGGAUCAGUCACAGAAUCCUUACCAGCAACAGGUUGGACAGUUCACAGGGUCAUCUUCAGCCAUGCCUGGGGUAAGUAAUUUAGGACAGUCCAACUCAAGUAGUCCACGGAUGUUUCCUCAGACCCAGAACAUGAUCCAGAUGGGACCUGGACACAGUUCUGUUCCUCCACUCCAGUCAGGCUCCAGUCAGCAGGAUCGAGGUGUGACUCAGUAUAACAGUAUGCAAAACAUGCAGCGUGGGGGAUUGUACAAUUUGGCAUCUGGUAUGACGCAGAUGGUUCCACAGCAUGCAGCUCAAAGUGCCAAUGGACAGCCACCAAUGCAGAGACAAGGCAGCUUGGGCCAGGGCGCUGCUGUUUCUGCUGGAUAUGGGCAAAAUACCUUAGCAAACUCAAGUAUUUCUCAGCAGCACAAUAAAGGUGCACUGAAUCCGACUUUAUCUAAGCCACAGAUGGCAAGAGUAUCAGCUGCUAUGGGGGCUCAAAAUCCAUCUUGGCAACACCAAGGUAUCCCUAAUAUUAACAGCCAGACGCAAGGAAACAGUAGCUUAGGACCAUUUACUGCCAGCUCCUCUUUCCACAUGCAACAAACUCAUUUAAAGAUGGCGAACCAACAGUUUGCUCAAGGAAUGCCUCAGGUAAGCCUAAGCACCAGCAGACCGAUGACCUCUAUGAAUGCUGCUGUCUCUGGGCAGAUGUUGUCGUCAUCUUUAGGCGCACAACAGCGGACAAACCCACCUACGCAGCAGCAGGUACCCUCACAGCAAGUCUUGCCUGGCAUGAACCAGACUGUUUCAGAUCUGACUGCUUUCAACCAGAAUCCAAAUCAGCAACUGCCCAAUAGAGGUAAUCUGCACUGUAGCCAAGGGUACCCUGUGAGGACAACCAGCCAAGAGCUGCCUUUUGCCUACAGCAACCAGUCGGGCAAUAAUGGACUUCAGAACUUAACUGGUGACACGGAUCUGAUAGACUCUUUGCUGAAAAACAGGACUUCAGAGGAGUGGAUGAAUGAUUUGGAUGAGUUGUUAGGAACACAUUAAAACGGGGCUGGGGGACUACUUUUUUUUAUUAUUUCAUGGAAUAUAAAUGACACUUGGACCAAAAAACCUGUGGCGUUGAGGAGACUUGCAGGCAUUAGAGGUAAAUGGUUUGGAAAGGGACUGGAGCUGCUUCUCAAUGAAUGCUGAUGUAUGGUAAUGGUGUACCCAAGCAGGUCUGCAGGAAUAGUGUGUUUUAUCUUGAUGUCUCUAGGUUGUCGCACAUCUGAACAGGUCAAACAGAAUUGUGCGUGUCCUGGCCAGCCUUUCAGAAAUCUCACUUGCAGUGUUCUGAAAAUACAUUUUUUUUUAUUAUUUAAAAAUAAAAUUCCACAGAAAUAGUUCAGAAAGAAAGCAAAUAGUUGCACAAACUGUGGUUAGGGCUUAGUCUCCUGCAGCUAUUACUUGUGAUCGCUGUUGUUCAUAGCUUAACAUGCUAUUACAGUAGUUCCAUCAAACUUCUGACUUUUUAUUUGAGAAGAGGGCAUAUUGCAAGAUGUUUUCAGUUUUUUUCAUCGCUGAAGUGUGUACCUGUUCUCUCAAAAAGCAAGUGAUAUUUCACAGUAAAUCUUUCUAGAUGCUGGCGAUAGAUGAAAGAAAGUAUUAAAACCUGGCCAGUUAGCCUAGGUAGUCGUCUUAAUAGAUUGUAGUUUUUUAAGCUGCAGUUUGCACUCUGUUUUAGAGGGGCACAGUUUUUGGCUUAUACCUUGCUGUGUUUAAAGGGGGAAUUUCUUAUGGGAGAACUUUUAAACUAUAGUAGGUUUAACAUGAAUUGUAAAGCCAUUUACUUUGCACCUGUUUCUUCAUAACUUAUUUCCAAAGGUAGUUGUAUUUAAAUGAAGGCUUUGCUUCAUGACAGUUCAUCUUGUUUUUUUGUCAUAAAAUGUAAAACUAACUUUUGAGAUCAAUUCAUUCCCAAAAGUUACCAGUGACAUCAUGAGCACAAGACUUUGUCACUUCAGGAUCAAAUGAGGAAAAAAGAAUUUUGGCUGAGAGGUGAAAAGUCCUUAUCAGCAGUAGUAGCACAGGCAGCCUGGGAGUACUUGUCAGGAUUGCUCCAAUAUGGAAGUUUCCCCCCUUUAAAUACCUUUUUUUUAAUACUAGGUUAUGAGUUUGAUAAUCUUUCUAUUGACAGGUGGGUUUACUUCUUUAAUAUCCCUUGAAGCAGAUGCUGGUCCUUCAGCUCAGCCCAAGGAGACCCUCUCAUUCACAUGUUGGGGUCAGUCCCAGAAAGGACAAAAACACAGUGGGAACAGUCAGUGUUCCAGAGUAUCUACCAAAAAAAAAAUCCCCUAUCCACCAACAAACCACCUUGCCUUAACAUUUGUUUUAAAAUGAAAAUAAAAUUGAAAGCUUUUGUUUUAAAUGCACGAAUACCUCUUCCCUUUCUAAAUCCACUUUUUUUUGGAAAACUCUUUUCAAUUUUCUAACCAAACCUAGCAUUGUGAUUUAAAAGCAAUUUCCUUCCAACACAGACCGGCUUCUUCAGGAGUUCUCUGCUGCAGAGAAAUGAGAGUUUUUUUUUUUCCUGAAUGGGAGAGGAGAAGUGAAGGAUGAUAACAUUGAAUUUGAAGAAGGAAAAUAUUUUACUGUAUCUGCAGCUUCUUUAUCAGACAAUUUGCACUUUUAAAAACUGCUUUUUAACACUAAUAUUUUAACCCUUUCCGGAUAUGCAUGGAACAUGGUUUGUCCUGCACACUGACCUAGUGUGAAUUAGUUAUGCUCUGUUAAACAGAUUUGAUACUGUAUCAUGUUGAACUGUUGGUGAAAAAUGUACAUUGAUCAGUGGAUCCCACCGUUGAAUAGUGGAUAAAACUUCACUGAAGCAGACUUAAUCCCUUGUAGAGCUUUUGGAAGGAUAACAUAGUUCGUAUUUGGAUGGGAAAAUGAAAGUGUUAGUGACAUUGGUUGUUGACACUCUUCUGAUAUUUUCUAGAAUAAGUAGUUGAUAUGCAAAUAAUGAUGCUAAUUUUUCUUUUACUGUCAAUCUAAGAAAAGAGCUAGUGAGUUUGGUUGACUAUUAAGUUGAACCAAAAACUGGUCCAAGGUAAGUGUCAUUAGAAGAGUAUAGAUAAACUAGCAAUGGCAGGGGAAGGAGUAUGUGCUGUAUUUUUAUUUUUAAUGGUUAACUUUGCACCAGUGUGCCUUCCCUUCCUUUUGGAGGUGCUUGGGACCUCAUAAUUUCAAGUGGCAUCCUGUAGUGUCACUUUUUUUCCUCCCCCUUACAAACACUUCAGAGAAAUAACAGGGUAGGAGGACUCGAAUUUUUCUUUCUUCCCUGUUUAGGUUGUGGCGAAAUCUGCUACAUUCUCCGGUAGAUUUUUCCCACAGAGAAUAUUUGAGUAAGUCCAAACACAGUCCAUCUAGUUGUGAUUUCAUAAUUGGAGGGAAAGAACAUCUGCUCUUUGCAUUAUGACUACCAAAAAGGCAAUCCAGCUAAAUGUGCAGGAAAAUGCAGAUGUACUCUUUCCUCCACUGUUUCUGGAAGUUAAGGUGGAUAUUGCCCUGCUUGACCAGAGGGUUUGUUCAGGAAGAUAUCUAGAUUUGAUGACGGGGCCUUGUCUGUAGUGGCCAUGGUACUGUUGAACUAAAUUUAAGUGUGAUUGUAGGCAAACUGGCUUGUAAUGCCCAUUGGUCUUUGUAUGUGAUCGGGAUCCUAACAGCAUUUAACCUGGUAGAAAAAAAAAACAACCCUUCUGUUUUUGGUCCCUGUCCACAUAAUAUGAUCAAAUUAUUAGAAAUAUGGUAUCACUAACAAUGUUGAAACAGUUCAAUGGAAAUGAAAAUAUGGUUUGGAUGUACAUUGGUGUGUGGAUAGGGCUGGGCUUUGCCUUUAUGCCCUCUCACAUGUAACUGUCUGUACAUGCAUUUGGGCUUUCCAUAUGCUGCAGCUUCAGAGCAAUAAAUGUAGCUCUCCUGAACUUUACCUAGCCAGCCGCCCAUGGCUUUAUUUAUAAACUGCGGUUUUGGUUGGGUAGGAAAGGUGAGUGUCACUGUGCAACAUCCACUGCCUUCCAAAAACCACAAUUCAAUUGAAAAGGGUGCUCAAAAUUUUGUUAUACACAUUUCCUUUGUGUAAAUAAAUGUUUACAAUUUUAUAUUAAAGAUUUGAAUAAGAGUUAGAUCUUCUGACUGUAUAUUUUUUACUUUUUAUAGAUUUUAAAACUAUAAUUCUUUAUAUAUGUGUUUGGGGGGGUAUAUGGUAAGUUUUAUGCUUGUAAAUGGAGAACAGUUGAAUUUGCUAACCUUUAUGAUUUUUUUUGUCAUUGAAAUGUAUAAAGAGUCCAUUAAUCCCCUUAUUCUUUUACUACAAUUACUGGUGCACACCAAAAAAAUCCUUCACUUCUGUUUUAUCAUUAUAAAAUAAAUAUUUUGCUAGUGUAUUAAA